Messenger RNA from Alexandromys fortis (reed vole), 2271 nucleotides. RefSeq names its product cryptochrome circadian regulator 1 (gene Cry1). The record is from RefSeq and is a predicted model, not a curated record. Gene Ontology annotation, molecular function: DNA binding; FAD binding. Gene Ontology annotation, cellular component: cytoplasm; nucleus. Bases 1 to 1743 code for a protein of 580 amino acids. Gene Ontology annotation, biological process: entrainment of circadian clock by photoperiod; negative regulation of DNA-templated transcription; circadian regulation of gene expression. The transcript has 12 exons. Lineage: Eukaryota; Metazoa; Chordata; Mammalia; Rodentia; Cricetidae.
AUGGGGGUGAACGCCGUGCACUGGUUCCGAAAGGGACUCCGGCUCCACGACAACCCCGCCCUGAAGGAGUGCAUCCAGGGCGCCGACACCAUCCGCUGCGUCUACAUCCUCGACCCCUGGUUCGCCGGCUCUUCCAACGUGGGCAUCAACAGGUGGCGAUUUUUGCUUCAGUGUCUUGAGGAUCUGGAUUCCAAUCUACGGAAGCUGAAUUCUCGUCUGUUUGUGAUUCGUGGGCAGCCAGCUGAUGUGUUCCCCAGGCUUUUCAAGGAAUGGAGCAUCACUAAACUUUCCAUUGAGUAUGACUCAGAGCCUUUUGGGAAGGAGCGUGAUGCAGCUAUCAAGAAGCUGGCCACCGAGGCUGGAGUGGAAGUCAUUGUGCGCAUUUCACACACCCUGUACGAUCUGGACAAGAUCAUCGAGCUCAAUGGUGGACAGCCACCUCUCACUUACAAAAGAUUUCAGACUCUCAUCAGCAAAAUGGAGCCGCUGGAGAUGCCAGCAGAGACCAUCACUUCAGAUGUGAUAGGAACGUGUGUGACCCCUCUGUCUGAUGACCAUGAUGAAAAGUAUGGAGUCCCUUCCCUGGAAGAGCUAGGUUUUGAUACAGAUGGUUUGUCCUCUGCAGUGUGGCCAGGAGGAGAAACUGAAGCACUUACACGUUUGGAAAGGCAUUUGGAAAGAAAGGCCUGGGUGGCAAACUUUGAAAGACCCCGGAUGAACGCGAAUUCCCUGCUUGCAAGCCCCACUGGACUCAGCCCGUAUCUCCGGUUUGGUUGCUUAUCGUGUCGACUGUUUUAUUUCAAACUAACAGAUCUCUACAAGAAGGUAAAGAAAAAUAGCUCCCCUCCCCUCUCUCUUUAUGGGCAACUUCUGUGGCGUGAAUUUUUCUAUACGGCAGCAACAAACAACCCACGCUUUGAUAAAAUGGAAGGGAACCCCAUCUGUGUUCAGAUCCCUUGGGAUAAGAAUCCUGAGGCUCUGGCCAAAUGGGCAGAAGGCCGGACAGGCUUUCCAUGGAUUGACGCCAUCAUGACACAGCUUCGUCAGGAGGGCUGGAUUCACCAUUUAGCCAGACAUGCGGUUGCAUGUUUCCUGUCGCGUGGUGACCUGUGGAUCAGCUGGGAAGAAGGGAUGAAGGUCUUUGAAGAAUUGCUACUCGAUGCAGAUUGGAGCAUAAAUGCUGGAAGUUGGAUGUGGCUGUCCUGUAGUUCUUUUUUCCAGCAGUUUUUCCACUGCUACUGCCCUGUUGGUUUUGGUAGGAGGACAGAUCCCAAUGGAGACUAUAUCAGACGUUAUUUGCCUGUCCUGAGAGGCUUCCCCGCAAAGUACAUCUACGAUCCUUGGAACGCACCUGAAGGUAUCCAGAAGGUCGCCAAAUGUUUAAUAGGAGUGAAUUACCCCAAACCAAUGGUGAACCACGCCGAGGCAAGCCGCCUGAAUAUUGAGAGAAUGAAACAGAUCUAUCAACAGCUUUCCCGGUACCGAGGGCUAGGUCUUCUUGCCUCGGUCCCCUCUAAUCCGAAUGGGAAUGGAGGGCUCAUGGGCUAUGCUGGAGAGAGUGUCCCAGGCUGCAGCACUGGAGGAAGUUGCUCUCAAGGAAGUGGUAUUUUGCAUUAUGCUCACGGAGACGGUCAGCCAGGGAGAAGCUCCGUGGGCCCCAGCCUUGGCAACGGGAAGCGCCCUAGUCAGGAAGAGGACACACAGAGUGCUGGUCCCAAAGUCCAGCGACAGAGCAGUCACUGAUGUGGUAAAUACUUGGGGGGCCGGUCCGGUCUCUGGGAUGCAUAUGCAGUUGUUAUAACCCAGUUAAUGGCUGAACGGGAGGCAGCAUUGCGCUCGGAAGUACCGCUCCCUGAACCUGCUGUGUUUCAACUUAAAAAACUGUGGUUUUGACAAAGACAAGAUUUUCUUGAGAUGUGACUGUGAGCCUAAAACACAGGAGCCCGCUCAUUUCAGUAACUUUAAUGCUCUCUCUAAACCUUUACUCUCAACAUUGAGCAUCAAGGAGGGAAGAGGUUUGAGACACGGGCUCGGUGUGUAGUGCAGGCUAGCCCCAUACUGCAGUGACCCUUCUGUGUCAUCUUCUUGCGUGCUAGUGUUGCACAGAUACGUCAUAUGCUCAGGUCAUGCCCCUGCCUUCUCUGGUGUACUGGUUCUGAAACCUACAUCAUUCCUUUUUAAGCAAUGCUGAGCCUUUUUAGAAGUAUCAAAAAUUGUACUACAUUCAAUUUAAUUAAAUUUGUGAUUCUGUUUUGUGUUAAAAAUAUUUGC